AUGGCAAUAAUACCGUCUGGAAGUACAUGGGUUGCUCAAUGGGGUAUUCGUCCUCAGACUAUGCUAAGGCCCUGUGCCAUGAAUAAGAUGCUCACAUCCCAAUGCUGUGUUACAAGCAAAAUAGGCCAUUUGGGGGCACCGAGUUCAAGCUUCUUCUCUCGGGAUUCCUUGAAUGCUCUAUUCUGUGCAGGCCCAUCUCAAACUUCACAUCGCAGUAGGGGAGCGAGAUUCAUAGUUAGAGCAGAUUCUGAUUUUUAUUCUGUUCUUGGGGUCUCAAGAAAUGCGAGUAAAUCAGAAAUCAAAAGCGCUUACCGGAAGCUUGCAAGAAGUUUUCACCCAGAUGUAAACAAAGAACCAGGGGCAGAAACAAAAUUCAAGGAAAUUAGCAAUGCAUAUGAGGUCUUGUCUGAUGAUGAAAAACGAUCACUAUAUGACAAAUAUGGAGAGGCUGGACUUAAAGGUGCUGGUAUGGGUAGUGGGGAUUUCAGCAAUCCGUUUGAUCUGUUUGAGUCACUAUUUGAGGGCAUGGGUGGUAUGGGUGGGAUGGGCGGAAUGGGUGGAAUGGGGGGAAGAGGUUCUAGGAGUCGAGCGGUUGAUGGACAAGACGAAUAUUAUAAUCUUGUCUUGAACUUCAAGGAAGCAGUUUUUGGGGUCGAAAAGGAGAUUGAGAUUAGCCGGUUGGAGAGCUGCGGGACUUGCAAUGGUUCAGGUGCUAAACCAGGCACCAAGCCAUCCAGAUGCAGCACAUGUGGUGGGCAAGGUCAGGUUGUUCAAUCAGCGAGGACUCCUUUAGGUGUCUUCCAGCAGGUCAUGACAUGCUCUUCAUGUGGUGGGUCUGGGGAAACAUCCAUCCCCUGCAACACUUGCUCUGGGGAUAGUCGGGUGAGGAGGACGAAGCGGAUCAGUCUUAAAGUUCCAGCUGGUGUGGACUCUGGAAGCCGUUUAAGAGUCCGAAAUGAAGGUAAUGCUGGAAGGCGGGGCGGGUCUCCUGGUGACCUAUUUGUUAUUAUAGAAGUUAUCCCAGACCCUGUCCUCAAACGGGAUGAUACCAACAUUUUGUACACCUGCAAGGUGUCGUAUAUUGAUGCAAUUUUGGGGACUACAAUUAAGGUUCCAACAGUUGACGGCAUGGUUGAUUUGAAGAUUCCAGCUGGGACCCAACCAAACACGACCCUUGUGAUGGCCAAGAAAGGUGUUCCGCUUUUAAACAAGAGCAACAUGAGAGGUGAUCAGCUGGUCCGUGUGCAGGUUGAAAUCCCAAAGAGAUUGAGCAAUGAUGAGAAGAAGCUCAUCGAGGAACUUGCGAGUCUAAGCAAGGGCAAGGCCACAAGCCGGAGAUAA
Molecule: messenger RNA, 1341 nt
Organism: Prunus armeniaca (apricot)
Lineage: Eukaryota; Viridiplantae; Streptophyta; Magnoliopsida; Rosales; Rosaceae
Source: the annotation of a GenBank genome assembly